Molecule: messenger RNA, 3596 nt
Organism: Rhincodon typus (whale shark)
Lineage: Eukaryota; Metazoa; Chordata; Chondrichthyes; Orectolobiformes; Rhincodontidae
Gene: furina
Product: furin (paired basic amino acid cleaving enzyme) a
Exons: 15
Coding region: 487-2856 (789 amino acids)
Biological process (GO): peptide hormone processing
Cellular component (GO): trans-Golgi network; Golgi membrane
Molecular function (GO): serine-type endopeptidase activity
Source: RefSeq, a predicted model, not a curated record
UGUGUGUGCGCGCGCGCGCAGUCUCCUGAGGGGACAGGGUUUGUUCGCUCGGAGCUGAGGGAGGGUGUCCGUGUCGUGUCCGAGUGCCAGGUCCUGUCACACAAACACAUAACACCCGCUCACCUCGCAUCAUGGACACCCGGCACCGCCGCUGAGGGCCUGGUCUCGGACACUGGUCUACCGUUUGUUGAUUUUUAUUAUCUCUCACACAUCCCUCUCCACCGAGUGACCGGUCCGUCCGGAAGGGACGGAGUGAACGACUAUUCGACUUAGCCCCCACCCACCCCCGUCACGGGCCGGCCUCCCCUCCCUCCAGGACUGAGGGUGAGGGACGGGAAGAGGGGGCUGUGCAAACAACCCCCGGGUAGAGACCGAGCGCCGGGGGGCCCUGAGGAGGAGGCGGCGGCGGCACUGGCUGGAGUUUGAGAUCCAGCCCCCCCACCUCCGCUUGACCGCUGGACUGUGAAUCCGAAGCGGGCCUUGGGGAUGGAGUGGGGGCUGAAGGCCGUCCUCUCGUCCUGGACCCUCAUCGCACUAUGUGCCUCUUACACCGCCCCGCCGAAAGUUUAUAGCAACACCUGGGCGGUGCGGAUCCCUGGCGGGCAGCAGGAGGCCGCCAGGGUGGCCAGGGAACACGGCUUCAUCAACCUGGGACAGAUUUUUGAUGAUUAUUAUCAUUUUCGGCAUAAUGGGGUGACGAAACGAUCAUUGAAUCAACAUGCGCAUCAUCAGAAUAAACUGCUACAGGAUCCUCAGGUCAAAUGGCUGGAACAGCAAGUAAUUAAGAAAAGGAAAAAGAGAGACAUUUACAUUGAACCAAAUGAUCCCAAAUUCCCACUGCAGUGGUACCUGCAUAACAUGAAUCAUCAUGACUUGAAUGUGAAAGAAGCCUGGAAGCAGGGUUACACUGGAAAGGGUGUUGUAGUCUCUAUUCUGGAUGAUGGGAUUGAGAAGAAUCAUCCAGACCUAUCUGCUAAUUAUGAUCCAGGUGCCAGUUACGACGUGAACAAUAACGACCCUGAUCCUCAGCCCCGUUACACACAACUCAAUGAUAAUCGGCAUGGAACACGGUGUGCUGGUGAGGUGGCAGCUGUAGCCAACAAUGGGAUUUGUGGUGUGGGGGUGGCAUAUAAUGCCAGAAUCGGGGGUGUGCGGAUGCUAGAUGGAGAGGUGACUGAUGCUGUGGAAGCUCAGUCCCUUAGUAUGUACCCUCAACAUAUUGACAUCUACAGUGCUAGCUGGGGUCCAGAGGAUGAUGGGAAGACAGUGGAUGGUCCUGCUAAGUUAGCGCAAGCAGCAUUUUUUAAAGGCAUUUCUCAGGGGCGUGGUCGUCUGGGCUCAAUAUUUGUGUGGGCUUCUGGGAAUGGUGGCCGAGAACAUGACAGCUGUAACUGUGAUGGAUAUACAAAUAGUAUCUACACCCUUUCAAUCAGCAGUACAACACAGAGUGGGAAUGUACCUUGGUACAGUGAGGCGUGCUCCUCAACACUUGCCACCACAUAUAGUAGUGGAGGUCAAUUUGAAAAACAGAUCGUUACCACUGAUCUCAGACAAAAGUGUACAGAAUCACAUACCGGAACUUCUGCAUCUGCUCCUCUUGCUGCUGGAAUCAUUGCCCUUGCACUGGAAGCAAAUAAAAAUCUGACAUGGCGGGACAUGCAGCACCUUGUGGUACGGACAUCCAAACCUUCACAUCUUUCAACUAAUGAUUGGAUUAUCAAUGGCGUUGGCCGCAAAGUCAGUCACUCCUAUGGCUACGGGCUUUUGGAUGCUGGAGCUAUGGUUGCAUUAGCUAAGAACUGGACAAGUCUUGGAGAUCAACGGAAAUGUGUCAUUGUUAUCACUUCUGAGCCAAAGGAUAUUGGUAACCGAUUGGAGGUGCGGAAAAGGGUUGAUGCAUGCCUUGGAACUUCAAAUUUUAUCCGCUCCUUAGAGCAUGUGCAGGCAAGAAUUACGCUAUCAUAUAACCGACGUGGAGACUUGGCUAUAUUUCUCACCAGUCCCAUGGGGACAAGGUCAACUCUGCUGGCACCAAGACAGCAUGACUACUCAUCUGAGGGAUUUACUGACUGGGCAUUCAUGACUACACAUUCCUGGGAUGAAAACCCCUCGGGAGAAUGGGUUCUGGAAUUGGAAAAUACUUCUGGUGCAAAUAAUUAUGGUACCCUGAGACAAUUUACACUGGUUCUUUAUGGGACGGCACCAACGAACAACAGCCAGCAGAAAUCGACCAACAUUACACUACCUGCCAAAUGCAAAACACUGAACUCUCAGCAAGUGUGUGCAGAAUGUGAAGGUGUAUAUUUUCUGCAUCAGCAAAGCUGUGUGGAAAAGUGCCCACCUGGCUUUUAUAAAGGAUUCGUUGACAGCCUCUUGGACAACAACGUUGAACCUUCACAAGUUUUGGCCUGCCUUCCAUGUCAUGCUUCUUGCCGCACAUGCAAUGGAUUUACAGCCAAUCGCUGCCUAUCUUGCCUCCCUCAUUCACACUACAAUGAAAUGGACUUCAGCUGUUCACCCCAGAUGCAAGUCAGUAGGGAAUCUCCCUUGGAGAAUGAGGAAGUAGUUGAACCGCUCACUGAAUCUCAAGUACCUAUAUGGUUUGCUUUUACCAUCUGUGCCUUCAUCAUAAUGGUAUUUUUUAUAAUAUUUAUAGUUCUUCAGGUCAGGUCAGGAUUCCAGUUCAGCAAAGUGAAAGUCUACACUCUACAAAAUGGGAAAGGAAUUAUAUCUUACAAAGGAAUUUCUGACGUGUGGAAAGAUGGUGAUUUAUCCGAAUCGGAUUGUGAAGAAUUUGAUGUUGAGGGCCAAAGUGAAAGAACAGCAUUUAUAAAGAAAAUACAAAGUGUCCUCUAGUAUUUCUGUUUGUUGUUCCAUCCCAUUACUGAUGAAGGGUUGUGUGUGUCUCAUUUUCAUGGACUUCAGUGAAAACUGUCUUAAAGUGACAAGAAAUCCACACCCAUUUUUAUAUGGAAUGUGGGUGCUUGAAAUAAUGUUGGACACAAUCUCUUAAAGCUAAACUAUUAAUACUGGAAAUUGGGCAUUUUUCACAGCUCUUAACUGAGGUAGGUUGGUGUCUUUUUAGUUCCCAGCAAAAUGUGGUCAGGGCCAUAGAAUGGUAGAGUGGAAUGGAUUCUUUUUAAUUCAAUAUUGUAUGAUAGCUAAUUAUGGAAAUUUUAAGACUCCCAAAAUUGACAAUAGCACUGUACCUGGAUAAUUUGAAGUUACUUAAUUUUGAGGAAUUUGAAAUUACUAUUUAGACUUUCAGAAAAGAAUUUCACGACGUGAUCAUAGGGGUCAGAAGCUUAACUGACAUUUGGUAAUGUCAUAACCGACUUUUGAGUUGUAAAAAUGUUGGUUUCAAGGGUAUCAUUUUUGCACUUUAAUUUUUUUUUAAAAUUUCAUCCCUUAAAAUGCUCACUGUAUUGUAACUGAAGUUUGUAUUACUUUUUUUUAAUCUCUCAAUGAAAUCCCUCUGACUUGCUGGGUCACUCACCGCCUCCAGUUGUUAGGUAUUCAGACCUGUAAGGUCUCUGAUCGAAUUCCAGUCUGUGCUCAAUUAGGGUAUUCUAGUUAUGGCUCUGUACCCUUGGGGG